Cajanus cajan (pigeon pea) is the source of this 1543-nucleotide messenger RNA. Its product is annotated as UDP-glycosyltransferase 83A1. NCBI's taxonomy places the organism in Eukaryota, Viridiplantae, Streptophyta, Magnoliopsida, Fabales, Fabaceae. Gene Ontology annotation, molecular function: quercetin 7-O-glucosyltransferase activity; quercetin 3-O-glucosyltransferase activity. The record is from RefSeq and is a predicted model, not a curated record.
UCAAUAGAAACCAACCCAAAUACAACAUGAACAUUCCAACCGUGUUAGCUUUACCAUAUCCAGCUCAAGGGCAUGUCAAUCCCAUGAUGACCCUCUCACAGAAGCUGGUAGAGCAUGGUUGCAAAGUGCUUUUUCUGAACACCGACUUCAACCAUAAGCGAAUGUUGAGUUCCGUGGUGGAGCUACAAGAAGGCCUUGAUGAUGAAUCACUAUUGAAGUUGGUUUCAAUCCCCGAUGGCUUAGGACCUGAUGAUGACAGAAACGAUCAGAGGAAGCUAUGUGAAACUAUUCCAAGAACCAUGCCUGCAGCACUUGAGAAGUUCAUAGAGGAUAUUCAUGUCAAAGGUGACCACAGAAUAAGCUUCAUUGUUGCAGAUUUGUGCAUGGCAUGGGCGUUAGAUGUUGGGGCUAAACUGGGAAUUAAAGGAGCUGUGUUGUGUCCUGGAUCAGCAACUCUUUUUGCCCUGCUGUACAACGUCCCUAGGCUUAUUCACCAUGGGAUCAUAGAUUCUGAUUAUGGAUUAGCAUUAACCACGAAAAAGACAAUGCGGAUAUCACCAAGUAUGCCAGAAAUGGACACGAGAGACUUUUUUUGGUUGAAUAUGGGUGACCCAAUUAUUGGUAACACAGUUGUGGACUAUUUAGUGCACUGUACACGAAGUUUACAUUUGACAGAAUGGUGGCUUUGCAACACCACACAUGAACUUGAACCUGGCACAUUAUCCUAUAUUCCCAAGAUCCUCCCAAUUGGCCCUUUGUUGAGAAGUCAUGAUAACACAAGUGCUAGUGCAACUACAAAACCAAUGGGAAUGUUUUGGGAAGAAGAUCUCUCCUGCAUGAGUUGGCUCGAUCAACAACCUCAUCGUUCUGUCUUGUAUGUUGCCUUUGGUAGUUUCACUCUUUUCAACCAAACUCAAUUCAAUGAACUAGCUCUUGGAUUAGACCUCACCAAUAGACCUUUUCUUUGGGUUGUACGUCAAGACAAUAAGAUGGUAUACCCUAAUGAAUUCUUGGGGAGUAAAGGUAAGAUUGUUCGUUGGGCUCCUCAACAGAAGGUGCUGAGUCACCCUUCCAUAGCAUGUUUUGUGACCCAUUGUGGUUGGAAUUCUAUUAUGGAAGGUUUGUCCAAUGGGGUUCCUUUGUUGUGCUGGCCAUACUUCGCAGACCAACUUCAUAACAAGACGCAUAUUUGUGAUGAGUUGAAGGUUGGACUGGGAUUUGACUCAAAUGAAAAUGGACUCGUGUCAUGCAAGGAGUUAAAAAUGAAAGUGGAUCAACUCCUUAAUGAUGACAACAUAAAAUCAAGGUCUCUUGGGUUGAAGGAGAAAGUCGUGAACAGCAUAACCAAAGGAGGUCGUUCUUUAGAGAACCUGAAUAGGUUUGUCAAGUGGCUAAAAGAAUAAGCAUUAAAAUUUUGUUCACGUUAGUUAUGCAACUAAGAGAAAACAGACAUUGAACAUAUAAUUAGACCAUGAUGUCCGACACUGAAGAUGGUUUUGAUUCUUGAACAUUACACUUUAACAAGUUUUUAUAGUUGAAAUGU